This is a messenger RNA of Talaromyces rugulosus, 1266 nucleotides long. RefSeq lists its product as uncharacterized. The record is from RefSeq and is a predicted model, not a curated record. The transcript has 2 exons. Gene Ontology annotation, molecular function: chitinase activity; cellulose binding. Gene Ontology annotation, biological process: carbohydrate metabolic process. The coding region runs from base 1 to 1266 and encodes 421 amino acids. NCBI's taxonomy places the organism in Eukaryota, Fungi, Ascomycota, Eurotiomycetes, Eurotiales, Trichocomaceae. Gene Ontology annotation, cellular component: extracellular region.
AUGCCUUCAUUUAGGCUACUAUCGACACUUGGCCUCGGACUUGGCUUUCUGGCAAGUCAGGCCCUAACCAGCCCUGUAUCAUUACCACGACGAAGCAGCCCAGGUGGUCAAACCGUGGUCUACUGGGGACAAAACGGCGGCGGCACCGAAGAAAACAACGAUCUGUCAGCUUACUGCACAGCUAGCCAAGGCAUCGACAUCAUCGUCCUGAGCUUUUUGUACCAGUUCGGUAACGGAGUGACCGUUCCUGGCGGUUCAUUCGGCCAGUCAUGCACGGUUCUUGCGACCUCUGGUGAAUCCCAGAAUUGUGACAGUGUCGUUUCAUCCAUCACAACAUGCCAGGAAGCUGGUAUUAAAGUGCUCCUAUCUCUAGGUGGCGGUAAUGGUGGCUAUACUGUUACUUCCCAGUCCGAGGCAGAAGCAAUCGGCCAGUAUCUAUGGGAUGCGUAUGGCAACUCAGCGACUUCAACUGUCACUCGGCCGUUUGGCGAUGUCAUUGUGAAUGGCUUCGAUUUUGAUAUCGAGAACAACAGCAAUGGAAACAACCAGUAUUACAAAUACAUGAUCUCGACUCUCCGGUCAAACUUCGCCACCGAUACGGCAAAUACGUAUUACAUUUCUGGAGCACCUCAGUGCCCUCUUCCAGAGCCCAACAUGGGUGAAAUAAUUGGAAAUUCUACAUUCGAUUAUAUCUGGCCGCAAUUCUAUAACAAUAACAAUUACACGUACCCCUGCGCGCUUGGAAUCAAUGGCGAUGCAGCGUUCAACUUUGAUGAUUGGGAGACAUUCAUUGCCGACACCCCAUCAUCUGGUGCACAGCUCUUUAUUGGCGUGCCAGCUGCCCCGUUAGCUGCGAACGGAGGCACAGCUGGUGAGGUUUAUUAUGCCACUCCUUCUCAAUUAGCCACAAUUGUCAGCUCGGUGGAUAGUUAUUCCCAAUUUGGUGGUAUUAUGUUGUGGAGUGCAGGCUUCUCAGACUCAAACGUGAUUGACGGCUGCACCUUUGCUCAAGAAGCCGACAGUAUCUUAUUGACAGGUUCACCCUGCAGCUCCGGGGGUUUUACUCUCACCCCUUCCCUGACUCCUGUUGCUCCUACGCCGGCAUUCUCCACUUCUACCGGUACAAGUUCACCAACAGGCACAGGGACCCCGGUUCCUGAAUAUGGCCAAUGUGGUGGUGACGGUUAUACGGGUUCAACCGCAUGUCAGUCUCCGUAUGUUUGUGUGAAGCAGAGUGACUACUGGUCGUCAUGCCAAGCAGCUUGA